This is a messenger RNA of Fusarium oxysporum Fo47, 1731 nucleotides long. Its product is annotated as acireductone dioxygenase (Ni2+-requiring). The record is from RefSeq and is a predicted model, not a curated record. The coding region runs from base 1 to 1731 and encodes 576 amino acids. NCBI's taxonomy places the organism in Eukaryota, Fungi, Ascomycota, Sordariomycetes, Hypocreales, Nectriaceae. Gene Ontology annotation, molecular function: acireductone dioxygenase [iron(II)-requiring] activity. The transcript has 7 exons.
AUGCGAGCUUACUUUUACGACGGCCUUCCUGGCGACCAGCGCCUCCCUCAUAACUCGGGCAUGCCCGUCAGUGUUGACGAUCUCAUGAACAUCGGCGUCUACUACUACCAUCUCCCUGAGCUCGAGUCGGUCGACAACCUGGCCAAGGAGCGUGGCUACAAGAACCGCGACGAGAUCACUGUCUCUCCCCAAGCCAUGGGUGACAUCUACGAAACCAAGGUCAAGUCCUUCUUCGCCGAGCACUUGCACGAGGACGAGGAGAUUCGAUAUAUUCGUGGUGGCCGUGGAUACUUUGACGUCCGAAGCAAAGACGACGACUGGGUGCGCGUUUUGCUCGAGAAGGAUGACCUUCUUAUUUUACCUCCUGGUAUUUACCACCGCUUCACCACUGAUGAGAGCAACUAUGUCCAUGCCAUGAGACUGUUCAAGGAGGACCCCAAGUGGACACCUCUGAACCGAGGCCCCGAUGUCGACAAGAACGAGCACCGACAGGAAUACGUGAAGCAGUUCCUGGGUGAGCCCAACCAGGCAUAUCUAUCCUAUGUGAGGCAAAGAAUACCACCCAUAGCAUUGGCUCCAGCGUAUUUCAUGGAUCGUUGCGGGGCGUCCAAAACAACAACGACAAACUUCAAUAACGGGAAUCUACAGCUCAAUUGCAGAUACCAAGACUCAACGCAAACGAUGGAUACACGAACCGAAGUCUCGGAUGUUACUGAGGCAUCAUCCAGGCCGCGAAUAGCGCAGCUUCCUGCGAGCUGUGAUCCUCCACAGCCCAACACCCCAGUGAAGCAGUUAGUCUGGGUGAUCUUUGGAGGUACGGGUCAGAUGGGGCACUCCCUUGUCAAAUGUGCACUUUCACAUGGAGAUUUGGUAACGUCGGUUGGUCGCGUAUUCGAGACAAGUCUAAAAGACAUGGAGAAUAUCCAUGAGAACUGUCUCGGCGCGUUGUGCGACGUCCGCGCUCGCGAAUCUGUGAAUCGUGUCAUCGAGCGUACGCUCCAGCGCUUUGGCCGUAUCGAUAUUGUCGUCAAUUGCUCUGGCUACGGUGUCAUAGGCGCCUGCGAGGACCAGGAUGAGCAUGACAUACGUAACCAGUUCGAGACCAACUUCAUGGGCACGCUUCACAUUAUUCACGCUACGCUGCCGUACUUCCGCAGGCAGAAUGCAGGCCGCUAUCUCAUCUUCAGCUCAACGUCUGGCGCUUUGGGCGUCCCUGGCCUGGGCCCUUACUGCGCGACCAAAUAUGCGGUGGAGGGCCUAAUUGAGGCCAUGCUCUAUGAGACGGAUGCGUUCAACAUCAAAGCUACACUCAUCGAGCCAGGCCAUGUGAGACCCGAAGAGCCAGAGAUGCAAGAUACGUCGCUUCCAACGUCCUGGGGUCAUUUUCUUGUGAAACCACCCAGCGAGACAUACGGGCAUCCAACAUCACCAGCGCUACAUGCACGAAGGAUUGUUCAGUGGCUCGGUGACAAGUAUCGACCCACGAGCGCUAUCAAGUGCGCUGAACUCGUAUGGCAACUCGGACACUGCUCGUAUCCACCGCUACGAUUAUUAUUGGGAAGCUAUGCAAUCGAGAGCAUUCGCGAUCGCAUGCGGUCUGUGACAGAAGAGCUGGAGGAUUGGAAGCAUCUCAACUUUCCUGCCGGACCAGACGAUGACAGAGAAGUUGGAGAGGAGGCAGCAGCAGCAGCAGCAGUAGCACCUGAAACUAACGAGGCUGCUGCUUCUUGA